Nothobranchius furzeri (turquoise killifish) is the source of this 5756-nucleotide messenger RNA. It is a transcript of the gene slc38a4, whose product is annotated as solute carrier family 38 member 4. The record is from RefSeq and is a predicted model, not a curated record. Gene Ontology annotation, molecular function: L-amino acid transmembrane transporter activity. Gene Ontology annotation, cellular component: plasma membrane. Lineage: Eukaryota; Metazoa; Chordata; Actinopteri; Cyprinodontiformes; Nothobranchiidae. Gene Ontology annotation, biological process: amino acid transmembrane transport.
GGACCGAUACCCCACGUGUGGAUCUCAGCUCUUCCUCAACUUUGCUGAUAUUUAAUGUAAUUCUGUUUGAAUCCAUUCAAUAUUGUAAAUAAAAUAACACAUUUCCUCAGUGCUGGUUUAAUAACCAACUUCUGCUACAGUCAUCUUUAAUUUCUUGGUAAAAAAAAAACACAUUUGGUACUAUAAUCAGUCUGAUUGAGUUUCACGUUGGCUCGUUUUAGUUGAGAAAGCUGUGCCACGUUUUGUCCUGUACAAGCUUCAUGUGCCUGGUCCAGUAAUUGGACAGUAUUACAAAGUUAACAGAGAUAAAAACCCUGUAUUGACACGAACAUAACCUUGGGCACAGUGGCGACCCCUCAGUUCUUCCUUCUGAUUGGCCAUUGGAUGGCACUGCCUCUGAGACCUCUCACGGUCAUCCACAGUGCACCCUAGAAUCUGUGUGUGUGUGUGUGUGCGUGUGCGUGUGUGUGUGUGUGUGUGUGUGUGUGUGUGUGUGUGUGUGUGUGUGUGUGUGUGUGUGUGUGUGUGUGUGUGUGUGUGUGUUAUAUCUCCACUUUUUUGGCUCUGUGUUCUUUGCCGGCCCAACUCUGUUUGGUUCAGAAAAUUUGCCCCCAAAAUAAAAACCAGUCAUGUGGCAGGUCAUGUGAUCAUGUCUUGAGGGGGGCCGUAGGUAUAUAACGCUGGCCCAACUGGUGGUGAGCGCCAUCUUUUAUUCUCUAUUUAUCUAUUGAACUAUUGACCUAUCAUCUAUCUGUAGAAAUAAAUCAAUUAAUACCUUUUCUUUUUUUUUUCUUUUUUUUUUUGCUGACGUGUGUAGGCCUGUGAGCUCACAUAGAAUUUUUUUUUCUGGCUCAUACAGGAGGAGUCUGGGAAAAGUGGGAUGUUCUGAUUGGCUGAGAGCAGUCCUCCCUCCUCCCUUUUAAAACCCAUUCCCUCUCACCUGAGUUACAAAAGAGCCACAGCUCCUCGAUUACCAACUUGUCUUGUUCCUUAUUGUAAUAAACUAAAUAAGUAUAAGGAUAACUUUCUGAAAGGGGGACCAUCUUGGCAAACAUCUGUAAGGAUUCUGUUCUGUAUUUUCCCCAGACCGACUGCAUCUAACUGGGGAUUAAAGAAGAAGAAUCACUUUUGAGAAGUUCGUGCAUUGAAACUUCUUAAAGCCGCCUCGUCCUCUGAUCUGUGGAUCAAAAUGCCGAAAGUAAGAGAUCACAUGGAGCUGAAGAGGGUCCCCACUGAGGCUGAUGAUGAUAGUACCACCAGUUUGGACCGAGAGCCCAUUGACUCUGAAAAGGCCACCAUAACCAGCAGCCAGUUUCUAGACGAUAACGACGAUGGCGAAGACCAACGGUUCCUGUCAAAUGGGAUACCAAUGAAGAAGAAAUACGAUGACGAAGAAUUUCCUGGCCACGCCUCCUUCGGCAUGUCGGUCUUUAACCUGAGCAAUGCCAUCAUGGGUAGCGGGAUCCUGGGCCUGUCCUACGCCAUGGCAAACACCGGCAUCGUUCUGUUCACAAUCCUCCUCAUUGCUGUGGCCAUCCUGUCCUUAUACUCUGUACAUUUGCUCCUCAUGACGUCCAAGGAAGGAGGAUCCCUCAUUUAUGAGAAGUUGGGAGAGAAGGCAUUUGGUUGGCCAGGAAAAAUGGCCGCCUUUGGCUCAAUAAUCAUGCAGAACAUCGGAGCCAUGUCCAGCUACCUCUUUAUUGUGAAGUAUGAGCUUCCUGAAGUCAUCAGAGCCUUCAUGGGUUUAGAAGAAAUCUCAGGUGAAUGGUACCUGAAUGGCAACUACCUGGUUGUGUUCGUGUCACUCGGGGUCAUUCUGCCGUUGUCUCUCCUCAAAAAUCUGGGUUACCUGGGCUACACCAGUGGGUUCUCCCUAUCCUGCAUGGUUUUCUUCCUGACUGCAGUCAUCUACAAGAAGACGCAGCUCCCGUGCCCUCUUCCUUUCUUCUACGGGCCCUCGUCCAACCUCAGCAUGAACUCCUCUGACAUGUCAGGCCUUUAUGUGCUACGAAACAGCUCCACGCAGAUGGACUUCUCCCGGGCCGACGUCUCCCCGGUCAUCCACAGCAGCCAGAACACCCCUCACUCCACAGGAGUCCGCUUCGAGCCUCACCCCAGCGACGAGGAGAUGUGCACACCCAAAUACUUUGUCUUCAAUUCACAGACGGCUUACACCAUCCCCAUCCUGGCCUUUGCCUUCGUCUGCCACCCCGAGGUGUUGCCGAUCUACAGCGAGCUGAAAGAUCGUACCCCUAAGAAAAUGCAGACAGUGUCCAACCUGUCCAUCCUUGCCAUGCUGAUCAUGUACAUGCUCUCAGCUCUGUUUGGCUACCUCACGUUUUACGAAAACGUGGAGGCAGAGUUACUUCACACCUUCACCAAAGUUUAUAAGUUUGACACGUUGUUGCUGCUGGUGCGUUUGGCCGUCCUCACCGCCGUCACGCUGACUGUUCCCAUCGUGCUUUUCCCGAUCCGCUCCUCCAUCACCACUCUGCUCUUCAGUGGUCGAGACUUCAGCUGGAUUCGCCACAUGGUAAUCGCUGCCGCCAUCUUACUCUUCAACAACAUGCUGGUCAUCUUCGUCCCCACCAUCAGGGACAUCUUCGGCUUCAUCGGAGGUUCUGCCGCCACGAUGCUCAUCUUCAUCUUACCUGCUGCCUUCUACCUCCGCCUGGUGAAGCCCAGGUCGACCCCGAAGAAGGUCGGGGCAACGGUCUUCCUGAUCAUGGGAAUUGUUUUCAUGUUCGGCAGCUUGUCCCUCAUCACUCUGGACUGGAUCCACAACCCACCAGGCAGCAAAGGCCAUUAAAGUCCUCCUUUGGAUUCCUAAUUAAGAGUCUGGUCUCCCUCACCACCACAUGAUUUCCGGUUUGCUUAAUUUAUUUUGCAAAAGUCCUCACAUCUCCGGCACACGGACAGGAUGGUGGUCCAGAACAUGGUUGGUGUAACGAGCCAUUAGGACAGUAUGAAGUCUUCAUCAUGAUGGAGAUCUUAGUUUUCCCAGCCCUGAAGAGAACCCUAGCCUCGGAGCUGUGAUUGGACUACGUGGCCCGGAAAAGGCAUAGUGUUGUCCUUCAUGAAAAAAGAAGCACUUCUUCCAUUUUUAUUUUAAUCUCCACAUAUCCAUGUGGAGCUGAAACCCUCAUAGAUCAAAAUUUCACCUUUUUAAUGCAUUUUUAAGUAAACCAUGAAGUAAAAGCUCAAAUGACUUAUGUUGUAAUCUAAUCCUGUUUUUUUAUUCUUGGUGAAAGUUGCUGCUCCGCAUGAAAACAAUCAGAAACCUUGCCAAAGUCUGCAUGCACAUACGUUUGUACUUGAGUCGAUCCUAGAACUGCUCUGCUCCUGGCCUCAUGGAUCAUUUCCUUCAUCCUGGCUGCUGUGCACGAGAAGCAAGGCGGUGCUUUCAGUAUUACUGUCACAGCCAGACCUGAAAUGUAGAUAAAGUCUCAUCUGGCCUUGAAAGGCUCUCUGUCGUUCAGGUUGUGUGGAGUUUAGCUGGAACAAUAAACCAGGCACUUAAUGAAGGGCUAGACAGCCACGGAUGGCAAAUAAUUUGCUGUUAAAUUUACAAAUAAUGAUGAAAACUAUUAUAAUUUUGAAGUUAACAUUUCAGAAGUUUGGUUUGGAAUGUUUAGAAAAGAAUUAAAGGCAGACAGAAGACUCAAACUUGAAAUAUUGCAUAUAUUUGUACUAGUUGGACAGUCUAAGGAUGUGCCAUACUGAUAUCAUUAUCCUAUCAGCCUUACAUGUUAAUUGAAUGUUAAAUUUGUCUAUUUUUAUUGUGCUUUUUUAAAUGAAAAGUUCAGUUUGGGAAAGUAAUGGAUUAAAAAGGAGAUCUUCAUUGUUUAAAUGCUACAUAUCAAGCUAACGCUAUCACUAGCUGUUUUAUGGAGACGCAGACAAAACCAGCAAACUACCAAAUCCCCUGAAAUAUUUGACAAAUAAUAAUGAAACGACUUAAGUCUUCCAGGCUAAAUGCUGGCAACAGCAAUAAAAAUAAAUAAAUUUCCAGUCACAUAAUGUAAAACCUUUUUAUGGACCUUUGCUCAUUUUCAGCUGUACUCCGCCUAGCUAGCUAGCACAAGGUAUUAGCUUCAUGUGUAGCUUGUCGAUGUUGAUCUUCAGAUUAAAAUCCCAGCAACAUGUUGAAACAUUUCUCUCCUAAUUGCAAAAUAUAUUUUUAAAGCAGUAACGGGUUGAGAGAACGUAACUAAACCGUGUUAAACACGAGCUGCGCUAAUCGCUACGCUCACGUGUUAUCUGCUGUUUAGAAAUUUUGGAUGCCUUUUAAUAAAUUGUGAAAUGAGAUGAACUGCAAAUGAGAAUGAAAUUUUUGUAAUUGUGCCUUUUGGGAUUAUUCUCUUGGUGCCUUGUCUUCGGGUCGGCCCAGUUGCACCUCCCACCGUUCUGCCGCUACGUGUCGUGAACACCUCCAGCCAAAGUGGACAACACUUAUAGAUCCUUUGUGGAUCUCAGUACGUGAACACAUAGAUAUUUCAAAUGAAAUAGUGUAUUAUGUGCAUGUUUUUGGACUACAAACAUGAUCUUUUUUGGACAUUUGUAAAUGCUCUGUAAAUAAUCUUUAUUUUAUGGUACACUGACAGUCGCCGCCUAGGGGGGAUUGUACUUCACUUGUACUUGAGUAGUCUUCUACAAUCAAGUGUUUCUUUUAGUAUGUAUAUUAUAUAUAAUUGUGUAUGUGUAUUAGACUGUUUUGCUGUUUGACCGUAGUUUUAUUUGAUGCUUGUAUAUUUGUAGAAAUUUUGUUCCUUAUUCCUAUUUUCAUGUUUAAACUUUGACUUCAUAACAGGAUGCAUUUAUCCGAGAGCCUUCCCCUGAGAGGGGCUGUCCAACCCUGGUCCUGAAGGGACACCAUCCAGCAUGUUUUAGUUGUUUUCCUGCUCCAGCACACCUGAUUGAAUGGUUAUAUCACCUGUUCGAGCUCUACAACGGCUGAUUAAAAUCAGGUGUGUUGAAGCAGAAUAAACCUCUAACACCUGCCGGAUGGUGGCCCUUGAGAACCAUGGUUAAACACCCCCGCUCUAAGGCAAUAUAUUUCUGCAACUUGCUGGCUUCUGCUUACCAACACUGGGUUUAAAAUAAGCUACAAGUAAGCUGUAUUACAGAAGCAAGCUGAGAACAUUUAAAGUUUUCACCUCAGGAUAACAAAUUGCACAAAGAUCUUUCUGGAUAAUCGGCACAUCUGCCUGAGACUUUGAUUCGUAUCGCUGCCGUCACACACUCGGUUGGUGAAGUUCUUAUGUUCAUGCCUUUGCCUAAAGGUACUGAUACUGUUCAAUAAUGGAUUGUUAUCUGGUAAUAAAUCCGCUCAGUUAAGAAAAUGUUUUGCUGAAACUUUAUAAACUCCCCACUAAUGCAAUAGCCUCAUCUCCUCUUCAAUUGGGUCAGCUUACAGAAAGAUAACACCUAUAUGGUGACCCACUGGGUUACUCAGGUUCAGGGCCUGGAUUCACACUUCAUAAAACUCAGUGUCAGCCAUGCUGUUGAAUCAUUGUGCGGGCGCAGAUGAGGAGCCUGUUUUUGUGGAUCUGUAAAGUCGACACCAGCUAAUGCUACUUUAAGGGAGGGUGUCCCUCAGGCAUGCCUCAGUGUUUCUGCUGUUCACAGCAUCCGUGCUUCCUGUGGAUCAGGCCCAGCAUUUACAUUUGUAAUCUACACAAACAAAAAGGAUGUUUGUUUUUUGUAUUGGUGAUGCUGUUUUCUUACAAUGAACAAUAAAAAUGUGGCAGAAAUAA